This is a messenger RNA of Rotaria sp. Silwood1, 312 nucleotides long. Lineage: Eukaryota; Metazoa; Rotifera; Eurotatoria; Philodinida; Philodinidae. The record is from the annotation of a GenBank genome assembly.
AUGUAUCGAAUAAAUGGAGCAAAAUCUCCAAGAUUGACUGAAUCAAAAUCAUCAGAUGUAGAUUUUAUACCAACUGUGACAGCGCCAGAAAAGUACUCACAACAACAACAGAAACAACGACCACAACGUCAACGACAACAACAGAAACAACGACCACAACGUCAACGACCACAACGUCAACGGCAACAACAGAAACAACGACCACAACGUCAACGACAACAACAGAAACAACGACCACAACGUCAACAACAACAACAGAAACAACGACCACAACGUCAACGACAACAACAGAAACAACGACCACAACGAUAA